AUGGAGAAACCGGCUCCAACAACCUAUGCCCAUGACAAGGAUGUGCACCCUUCAAAGCUGAAUUGGGGUGAGACUGAUCCUUGUGUCCGUGGACCCGUUAUCAUUGGUCGCGAUGCUUUGUCCAUUAAUAUCAGAAAUGCGAUAGGUGCAUAUGGUGGGCCAUACUCCAUUUACCGCGGCCUAGCGGUUGCCAUGGGCGACCUGUCACACAAUCACCGGCCCAACUUUGAGAAUACGCAGCCUCCGAUUGAAAUCAAGCAGCAACCCCAAUGGUCAGAUCCCUCGAAGAUUGUCGCCCUUGACCCUUUCGGGCACCUCACCAAUGAGUACUUCAAAAAGGAGAUCGAUGAGGGUCUCGACAUCCGCCCCACAAUUGCCAUCACGCGAGCCCACAUGCUUGUUCCAGAGAUCCAGGAGGAAAUUAGAACGGGAGGAAUUGCCGUCGAUGGCAAAGUGGUCGUGAACGAGACUGGCGAACUGAAUGUCCACAAGGGCGCCAUCGAUCCUGUCUGGUACCUUCCUGGCGUUGCCGCUCGUUUGAAGGUCGACGAGGACUUCUUGCGUCGAUCGCUGUUUGAGAACUCAGGAGGAAUGUACCCAGAGCUGAUUACAAGGCCCGAUCUCAAGGUCUUCCUGCCUCCGAUCGGCGGCGCCUCCGUAUACAUCUUUGGUAACCAUGAGCUCCUGUCGGACCCUGACGUGCGAUUGACGGUCAGAGUGCACGACGAAUGCAAUGGCUCGGAUGUCUUUGGUUCCGACAUCUGCACCUGUCGCCCGUACCUCAUUUUCGGCAUGAAAGAGGCUAUCAAAGAGGCGCAGAAUGGCGGCGUCGGAUUGAUCAUCUAUUUCCGCAAGGAGGGCCGUGCCUUGGGUGAGGUCACCAAGUAUCUUGUAUACAAUGCUCGCAAGAGAGAGGGCGAUUCGGCUGCCAAAUACUUUGCACGUACCGAGAAUGUCGCCGGCGUCAAGGAUAUGCGCUUCCAGGCACUUAUGCCUGAUAUUCUUCACUGGCUUGGAGUGACCAAGAUUGAUCGCUUCACGUCCAUGUCAAAUAUGAAGCAUGACGCCCUUGUUGAUGCUGGCAUCAAGGUUCUGGAGCGAGUUCCCAUCCCUGACGAACUGGUCCCUCCAGAUUCCAAGGUCGAGAUGGAGGCCAAGGUUGCUGCCGGCUACUACACGAACGGCCAUGUGCCCUGUCCGACUGAGCUGUCUCGCACUGUCGGACGUGGAUGGGAUGAAUUUCACCACUAA
This is a messenger RNA of Gamsiella multidivaricata, 1251 nucleotides long. Its product is annotated as GTP cyclohydrolase II. Lineage: Eukaryota; Fungi; Mortierellomycota; Mortierellomycetes; Mortierellales; Mortierellaceae. Bases 1 to 1251 code for a protein of 416 amino acids. The transcript has 8 exons. The record is from RefSeq and is a predicted model, not a curated record. Gene Ontology annotation, molecular function: GTP cyclohydrolase II activity. Gene Ontology annotation, biological process: riboflavin biosynthetic process.